CAUCCAAUGAAGCUAUGGAUGUUUAAUAGAUCGCUUAUGGAUGUUUAUUUAACUUCCACCAUGGAGGUAAACCUUCAAUGGAGCCGUGGAAGUUUACUGGAUCCCUAAUGGACGUCUAUCUAACUUCUGCCAUGGAGGUAAACCUCUAAAGGUGGAAGCACAUAAAAUUACAGGAGCCAUAGGCAGAAUGCAGGAGCCAUAGCGCAUGCGCUGUGAUAUUACUUUAUCUGUCCAUGGCAGAAUGACAGAUAUCAUAGCGCAUGCGCUAUGGUUUCUGGCAUUCUGCCCAUGGCUUCUGAAUUUUCAAUCUACAUAAAAAUACAUAGCCAUAGCCACGGGCAUAACCAGGCAUAACUCAUCGUAGCCGGUAGCAGCCGAUAGCCGGUCCUAAAGACAAAUAUUUCGCAAAGAAGGGAUUUAUAUUGAUUAACACAAUCGAUUCUCAUGGCGUACGAUCACACGGAUUACUGCCGUAAUAGCAUAAACAUGUCCCAAAAUGAAGAAAAUGAAAACUAUUCUGAAGUGAUGUUGCAGGACGAAGAUAGAAAUUUUGAUGAUUUGUUAAUAAAUAUUGUGAAAGAAUAUCCACAUUUAUAUGAUAGCAGCUGUAAAGAUUAUCGGGAUGUAAUAAAAAAAGAGAACUCUUGGAUAGAGAUUUCUAAAAUUUUGGCCACGCUUCCGGAUAUUUGCUGCACUCGGUGGACCCGUCUAAGAGAAUCUUUCUCUAAAGAAAAGAAAAAAAGACAAAGUGAAACAACAAGUGGAAGUGGAGCUUCCAAAAGACGAGGAUUUGUAUACUUCGAGUCUAUGAAAUAUAUUGACAAAUUUGUCAAAACUAAAAAAUCGAUAACCAACAUCAAGUUUCCCAAAAAAUCUAAUAUUUUUGAUUGUUCAAAAGACAAGAGUCUAAAUAAAGAAAUUUCAAAUUGGGUGCAGCAUGGCAAACAAACUCUGGAAAAAGAAAGAACUCCUUUGGAACAAAUUGAUGCAAAUAUAUUUUCACCAAUAAAAGAAUGCGCAAUACCGGAAACAUCACCCACUACCAGUAAUUUUGAUAAUGCGUCAUGCGUAUCUUCUCCUUCGACGACAGAAAGUAAUACAAACGAUUUCGAACAUCAAUUGUUGUCAGCUCGAUCAUCACCCGAUACAAGUAAUUCUACAUUCCUUUCUCCAACAAGCGUAAAAUCUACCUGCACUUUGAAAAAGCCGCCAUAUAUGAAGGGUAAAUUUAAUCCUAAUAUAUUAAAUAAAAGAAACGCUAAAAAUGCAGAAUAUGAAAACGAUCAUUUGGAAGCGUCUUUUAUUAGCUUGAAUCAAGCAGUUACAGAUCAUUUGAAUUCCAAAAAAGAUGGUGCACAAAUGCAGAAUGAUCCAGACAUUUCAUUUUGCAAUCUGAUUAUGGCGGAAUUGAAACAACUGGAUAAUCAUAUAAAACAAGUCAAGAAACAAGAAAUUAUGCAAAUUUUGUGGAGAAAAGAAAACUUAUAAGCAAAGUGAUUUUUGUGAUAAAAUAAAUAAUUUGCAUUUAUUCGUAUAUAUAAUACUCGUGUUUUAAGAUUGUGUGAUAUUAAAUUUACUAAUAAAAAAUAUAUGUACUAGUAUAUAAUAAUAAUAAUAAUAUUAAAGAAAUUUUGUACUAUUUAUUUUAUAUUUACAUAAUAAAUACAUAUUAGCAUUACAUUUUACAAUAUGACACGUGAGUAAUCAAUGAUCAAAUGUUUAUGUUUAGAUGAUGUCUUGAUUUUGUCCUCUUGUUACAUAGUCAUGCUGCCAAUCGACCAUUCCAUUUGGAGUUAUAAAAUAAUUGCAAAGAGAGUCUCUAAUGUGCGUCGCAAAUGCUGCAUCAUUUUCGUUAUUUUCAAUAAUUUCAUCAUUGUUUUUAAAUUGUAUAACAUUACCUUCUCUGUUUCUUAAGAAAUUGUGCAAACAUACAGUUGCCAAAAUAUAUUUAUUGAUAUUUUCAGGAGUCGCAGCAAUCGGUCUGUUAUAAAUACUCCACUUUUUUACUAAAAUUCCAAAUGUAUUUUCUAUUAUACGCCGGGCUCGCGAAAGUCUGUAAUUAAAUAUAUUCUUGCGUUCCCCCAAAUACCGUCCAGAAUAUGGCCGCAUCAAAUGCUUUCCAAUGGGAAAUGCUUCGUCCCCAA
Messenger RNA from Monomorium pharaonis (pharaoh ant), 2144 nucleotides. RefSeq lists its product as uncharacterized. The transcript has 4 exons. Gene Ontology annotation, cellular component: nucleus; transcription regulator complex. The coding region runs from base 445 to 1488 and encodes 347 amino acids. Gene Ontology annotation, biological process: regulation of transcription by RNA polymerase II. The record is from RefSeq and is a predicted model, not a curated record. Lineage: Eukaryota; Metazoa; Arthropoda; Insecta; Hymenoptera; Formicidae.